GCGGCGCGGGGCGGCGCGCGGCUCUCGGCGGGCUGGGCCGUGCGGGGCCGGGGUGUGCGGGGCCGUGCGGCGGGGCUGCCCCCGGUGCAGCCUCCCGGGGUGCCCGGCAUGGGGCUGCUGACUGACCUGGCCCGCGGGCUGGUGCGCGGCGCCGACCGCAUGUCCCCGUUCACCAGCAAGCGCGGCCCCCGCAGCCACAACAAGGGCCGAGGCGCCAAGAAGCUGGGCGUGCUGACCUCCAGCAGGAAGUUCAUCCUCGUCAAGGAGAUGGUGCCCGAGUUCGUCGUCCCCAACCUGGAGGGCUUCAAGCUCAAGCCCUACGUCUCGUACCGCGCCCCCGAGGGCUCGGAGCCCCCCGUGACGGCCCAGCAGCUCUUCACGCAGCUGGUGGCCCCCCGCAUCGAGAAGGACGUGAAGGACGGCACGUUUGACCCCGGCAACCUGGAGAAGUACGGCUUCGAGCCCACGCAGGAGGGCAAGCUCUUCCAGCUCUUCCCCAAGAACUACGUGCGGUAGGAGGCGGCGGGAGCAGCGCCCGCGCGGGGGACACGGCCUGCAGCAGCAGCCUCGGGACGGCUCCUGGCACGGCUAUUAAAACCAAAUCCUCCCGUUU
Apus apus (common swift) is the source of this 613-nucleotide messenger RNA. RefSeq names its product mitochondrial ribosomal protein L41 (gene MRPL41). The coding region runs from base 109 to 516 and encodes 135 amino acids. Gene Ontology annotation, biological process: translation. The record is from RefSeq and is a predicted model, not a curated record. Lineage: Eukaryota; Metazoa; Chordata; Aves; Apodiformes; Apodidae. Gene Ontology annotation, cellular component: mitochondrial large ribosomal subunit. Gene Ontology annotation, molecular function: structural constituent of ribosome. The transcript has a single exon.